Molecule: messenger RNA, 1386 nt
Organism: Cadophora gregata
Lineage: Eukaryota; Fungi; Ascomycota; Leotiomycetes; Helotiales; Ploettnerulaceae
Exons: 1
Coding region: 1-1386 (461 amino acids)
Source: RefSeq, a predicted model, not a curated record
AUGUCUCAACACGAGACAUCCUCGCUCAAGACAUAUUUCGACGAGAUAGCCGAGACCAACGGUGAUGAUGAAUGCAGGGCUUGGCUAGAUAGGGUUUUCGACUCGAAGGCUGAAUUAGCAACUUUUGUUGCUAGUCGCCGGGGAGGUGGCGCUGGGAAGUAUGUCGGUUUCCUUAAAGGUUCCUUCAACUUCAGCUUCCGCUUCACCUUCAGCGAUGAAGGGCCGGACGCCAUUAUUCGGUUUCCAAAACCGGGACACACAGCUACAGCUCUUAGGGACGAAAAGGUCACGAACGAAGUGCAGAUUAUGGAAUUCCUCAGUCAAAAUACUACUAUUCCUGUCCCACGUGUGCACAGCUGGGGCUUAACUGUAGAGAGCCCACAACAAUUUGGGCCAUUUAUCAUCAUGGAUUAUGUUGACGGAACCCUUCUAUCGACUGUCUUAAGGCAACCGACUAAAAGUGAGGACAUGAUUCUCAACCCGGCUAUCGACAAUACAACAUUAGAUAAGAUCUAUUAUCAAAUCGCUGAUUACAUGCUUCAACUUUCUCAAUUUACGUUCAGCCGCAUCGGAGCUAUCUCGAAAGACCACGCUUCAAAUACGUGGUCUGUUACCGGAAGACCGUUAACAUACAACAUGAACGAGUUGGCGACUGUUGCAGGCUACCCUGACAAGCAAUUUCCUACCGCGCCUUUUGACAGAGCAAGCAACUAUCUCAGGUCAGUUGCAAACGAGCACUUGACCCACCUUUGGACUCAACGUAACCUCGCCGAUAACCCAAAAAUCGCUCAGGAUCGGUUCAUUGCUCGUCAUCAGUUCGCACAGCUUAUAUCAAAGUACUGUGUUGACGAUGCUGGUCCAUUUCUACUCUUUUGCGACGAUAUGCGACCUUCGAAUAUGCUUGUGAACCCAGAAACCCUUCAUAUUACAGCUGUGCUUGACUUUGAGUUUACAAACACUAUGCCGGCCCAGUUUGCCUAUGACCCGCCCUGGUGGCUACUAUUAUCUGGGCCGGAAAUGUGGCUUGAUCGUUGUUCUAUAGACGAGUUUUUGACCUGCUACGAGCCUAGAAUGGAGCAGUUCUUGCGAGCGUUAGAGCGGGUGGAAGAGGACUCAGUAUUGAGGAAGCAAGCAAGUGUGCUACCUCUUUCUAGCCGGAUGCGUGAGUCGUGGAAGAGUGGGCGUUUCUGGUUUAAUUACGCAACAAGGAAGAGUUUUGAGGUGGACGCUAUCUACUGGGCCGCAUUACACGGCGGCGGUGGUGUUGAGUUACUUGAUGAGAAGGCUCGUUCAGAGUUGGAGUUAUUUACACAAAAGAAGAUGGAGCAGUUGAUGGCAUACAAAGAGGAGUGUACUGCUCGAUUUUCUAAAGCAGAAGAAAAUUAG